This is a messenger RNA of Phalaenopsis equestris, 2277 nucleotides long. Its product is annotated as U-box domain-containing protein 44-like. Gene Ontology annotation, molecular function: ubiquitin-protein transferase activity; protein binding. Lineage: Eukaryota; Viridiplantae; Streptophyta; Magnoliopsida; Asparagales; Orchidaceae. Gene Ontology annotation, biological process: protein ubiquitination. The coding region runs from base 168 to 2258 and encodes 696 amino acids. The record is from RefSeq and is a predicted model, not a curated record. The transcript is spliced from 3 exons.
UUUUCCCAAGACAACUAGACUUGGAAAAUGGAGAUCAGCUCACCUGGAGAAGAAGGCCAUUGACUUGACUCGUGACUCGGGACUCGUGACCGACUUCUCGAUUAACAUCAAGAGCCGAAGUGACAGCAAGUGCGAUCUAGUCACCACUGUUCGGAGCCUCGGGUGCGAUGGCCGCCGGCGAUUCCUUGGCUGCCGCCGCCAAACUCAUCCGCCGCGCUGCUAACACCAUCUCCUCCACCGCCGACCUCCUCAUCGACCGCCAUGUCUUCUUCGAUAUUUCCUCCUGCCUCCGCCGCACCCUUCACAUCCUUAGUGAGCUGGACGAUAAAGUUCAUUCCGCCUCCGUAUCCCCCCUCGCCGCCGCGCUUGAUGCCCUCUCUGAAGCCGCCGACGUAACCGCCGCAGAGGCUUCGACCUCUAUCCAUUCCGAAAGCUCCCACCAUAGUCGACUAUAUCUGGUCAUCAACUCCCGCCAGAGCUCCCGAUGCUUUUCAUACGCCAUCCGCGACAUCUGCGAGGCACUUUCUCUCCUCCCUCUCUCCUCCUCGGGCCUAGAUGAGGUCGAGGCGAUUCGAGAACGCCUUAUCGCCGUCGAGUUUCGCGCUUCCUCCGCUGUCGAGGAGACCUUGGACAAGAUUGAGUCCGCUGUAGGCGACCGGGUUUCCGAUUGCUCUUAUGCUGAUCACCUCCUCAGUUUCGUAGCUGAUGCUGCUGGCGUCUCCCACGACCCGAUGACUCUUCGAGAAGAGCUUGACAAGCUGCGGGCAGAGGUCGCCGAGAACAGGGAAAGAAAAGGCAUUACCGAAGCUGUGCAGAUCGAUCGGAUUGUCUCCUUCCUCUCCAUUUCACAUACGGUUUCGUCGUUUCGGGAGAGGGAGGAGAGGUAUCUUAGCAUAAGGAAUCGUUUGGGAAAUGAGCUGUUGCAGCCGCUCCAAGCCUUUAUUUGCCCCAUUACCGGGGAUGUCAUGGAUGACCCAGUGGAGACAUGUUUAGGGCACACUUUUGAGAAGAGCGCCAUUGAGAAGUGGUUUGCGGAGGGUAACAGCACUUGUCCUCUGACCAUGACGCCGAUGAGUGUUGGCGAUCUGCGGCCCAACUAUACUCUGAAGAAAUCCAUUGAGGAGUGGAAAGAAAGAAAUAGAAUAAUCUCUAUUGGUAAACUCAAAGCUAAGUUUGACUCUAAUGAUGAGCAGGAAGUGCUCCGUUGUCUUGGCCGGCUGGAGGAGUUAUACAAAGAGGACUCUCAUCGCGACUGGAUUGUUUUUGAGAACUACCUGCCUGUUCUUGUUGGGUUGCUUGAAAGAAAGAGUUUGGAGAUCAGGUGUCGAGCUCUGUUUGUCUUAUAUAUUCUUGCUAAGGACAAUGAGUAUACAAAGCAGGAGCAACUAGCCGGUGUCAAUAAGUUAAUUGAAUUCAUUGUAAUGUCCCUCGGACGACGUAGUGAGGAACGUAAAAUGGCCGUGGCACUUUUGCUAGAGCUGUCGAGUAUUGAGAUGAUUUGCAGUAAGAUUGGCAGGGUACGGGGCUGCAUUUUUCUUUUGGUGACUACUACAAAUGAUGGUAAUCAAGCUGCAACUGAUGCGAUGCAACUACUAGAGAAGCUUUCUUAUCUUGAUGAAAAUGUUGUGAAAAUGGCAAAGGCAAACUAUUUUAAGCCGCUAUUGCAACGCCUUAGAUCAGGAAAUGAUGAUGUGAAAAAGAUCAUGGUGACAACCUUAGCUGAAAUUGAACUGCCUGAUCAAAGUAAAGCUGGUCUAUUUAGAGAUGGCGCACUCGACGUCCUUCUUUAUCUGGUUAAACAUAGUGAUCCAGAUAUUAGAGCAAUGGCUGUUAAGUCACUGCAGAGUCUUUCAAACUUACCUGAAAAUGGUGUGAAGAUGAUGAGAGAAGGUGCACUAUCUCCACUUAUUGACCUUUUAUGUCACCAGCACUUUAAUGCAUCAAAUAUAUUAAGCGAACAAGCAGCCUCUACAAUUAUGAACAUUGUUUCGUCGGCUGUGGAUUGGGAAGACGAAGAAUCUUUAAUAUUUCUGAAAUCGGAUGAUGAAAUAUUCGCGCUCUUCUCUUUAGUUAACUUGACAUGCCCAACCAUUCAACAAUGUCUUCUUCAAACUUUCUAUUCCCUAUGCCAUAUACCUUCAGCUGAAGAUAUAAAAGAUAAGCUCAAACAGGUCAGUAAUCAAGUAUGCCAUUAUUUACACAGCCAUAGGGUGCAAAAAUUUUUAUUUUUAUUUUUUGGGGCGGGGACAUACAAUUAAAGAAGAAUUGUGUGCUAUG